AGAGCUUAUACCAAUCUGGCCCCCAGGACCCGUCUUGGCGUCGGUGUUGCCAUCAUCGCUUGGGGUUGCGCUGGGCUCUACCUAUCCGACAAGGCCGAGGAGAAGUUUGGAUAUACGCCAACGGAAGAGGACAAGUCUGCGCUACGUGACAUGGCGCCGAAAAUCACGACUGUGGAGAAGAACCAAGAGGCGUUGAAGGACAGAAGAUAG
Trichoderma atroviride IMI 206040 is the source of this 210-nucleotide messenger RNA. NCBI's taxonomy places the organism in Eukaryota, Fungi, Ascomycota, Sordariomycetes, Hypocreales, Hypocreaceae. The record is from RefSeq and is a predicted model, not a curated record.